Mycotypha africana is the source of this 742-nucleotide messenger RNA. RefSeq names its product iron sulfur cluster assembly protein 1. Gene Ontology annotation, cellular component: mitochondrial matrix; cytoplasm. Lineage: Eukaryota; Fungi; Mucoromycota; Mucoromycetes; Mucorales; Mycotyphaceae. The record is from RefSeq and is a predicted model, not a curated record. Gene Ontology annotation, molecular function: 2 iron, 2 sulfur cluster binding; ferrous iron binding. The transcript is spliced from 3 exons. Gene Ontology annotation, biological process: iron-sulfur cluster assembly; intracellular iron ion homeostasis. Bases 196 to 696 code for a protein of 166 amino acids.
CUCUUUUGAUUGGCUUACAGUCACAGCCCCCCUUUUAAUCAGAUUUUUUUUCUCGUUCUUAUUGUUUGCAACACGCCCCCCAGCAAAUAUAAAAGAAAACUUUUUUUGGCAAUGAUACUGGUUCCUUUUCUUUUCUAUAUUCUUUUCUUUAUUUCACUCCAUUCAACGGACGUAUUUAUUAUCAUACAGUAAAAAAUGUUGCGUACCAACUUCUCUAGUGCUAUCCUUCGUUCUACUCGACUUGUCCAACGACCUAUGACUCUUUCAGGCACUCGAUUUUAUCAUGAAAAGGUUAUAGAUCAUUAUGAGCGACCUCGUAAUGUAGGCUCUUUCCCCAAAACAGAGACCAAUAUUGGUACUGGCCUCGUUGGUGCACCUGCUUGUGGUGAUGUAUUGAAAUUACAGAUCAAGGUCGAUGAUGCCACUGGAAAAAUUGUCGAUGUCAAAUUCAAAACUUUUGGUUGUGGUUCAGCUAUUGCUUCUAGUAGCUUUAUGACAGAACGUGUGCGUGGUUUGACAUUAGAACAAGCAGGACAAAUCAAAAACACAGAAAUUGCAAAGGAAUUAUGUUUACCUCCUGUUAAACUGCACUGUUCAAUGUUGGCUGAAGAUGCCAUCAAGUCAGCUAUCGCAGAUUAUAAGAGAAAGCGUGCUGCAAAAACAGCAACAGCAACAGCAGCAGCAGCAUCAUCAUAAUUUUUAGUCCAUUUUUUAAGUGGAGGUUGCUCCGGUUAUGAUUGGA